Molecule: messenger RNA, 3928 nt
Organism: Lotus japonicus
Lineage: Eukaryota; Viridiplantae; Streptophyta; Magnoliopsida; Fabales; Fabaceae
Exons: 12
Coding region: 1541-2479 (312 amino acids)
Source: RefSeq, a predicted model, not a curated record
ACUGGUGAAGGAACAUGUGUUCUAUGUUUGAUGGAAGAGAUUCAAAAAGGGCUUUGACAUUUUUGUCAGGAGAACUAGAAUUGGGGUUGAUGCAGGUAAUGUGGAUGUCUUGGUGGAGAUGAACCAAUCUCUUGCAGAAUUGAAGGAUUGAGCAUUGAUGGCUGUAUACAGGAACUGUAACGAUGGCUAUGUGUGUUGUGGCCUCAUGAAUUUAAUGUGUAAUUUGAUCACUUGAUAUGGACUUGGAUUAAAGCUAGAAGAAGUUGGUGAAUUUAUAGAGGUGAAAGAGUUUUUCUCUGUCUCUUGGUUUGAAACCUCUUUCUGAAAACAGAAACUGAUGGGCUAGUAGAUUGUACUGUAAGGUCAUCAUAAACUGUAUCUUCUAACUUAAAUUUCAAGGUUUUGUUACUGUUCACCAGGUGCCAUUUUUUUUUUGUUACAACUGAGGUUUCUUUUUGGGCCUGGCUCUUUCAUGGGUUGCGUUAGGAUACAUGGAUACUAUCUUUUCAAGUAGGGUUAGCAGCUGUACUACUCUAGAAACCAGAUUUCAUUUUGAUCAGAAAAAAAAAAACAGAUUUCAUCUUCGCGUGAAUCCCCUCCCCCGACAUCCCAUCGGCCAGCUGUUGCCGUGCUAGUGCAUUGAAGGACGAUCCUUUAGGAGCUGGUCUACUAUCUAUGCUCAGGCAGCUCUUCCCCUAAUCAAUGGUACUUCCCCCUCAACAAUCUUCUACUCAUUUUCUCUGUUGCCUUAUAGUCUGUUAGGCUAUCAACUAUUAGCUAUAAUCCAUUUUCGUAGUCAUUUACAGUUGUAAUUUGGCUGGCCACAGCUUGCACUUCGCGUCUAUAAAUAUAACCGCUCACACUUUGAUCAGUUCAUACGUUCAUCAGUUCAUUUUUUUUAUUUGUUUCUGUUGUGUGUAUUGUGUGGUUUUGAGUCUACUGUAUUGAUCUCAAUGGGAGCAUAGUUGGUGUGAUAGCCCGCAUUGAAUGAAGGCAAAGCAAAAUCAUUGCUAUGGUCCUCUGGAACUGCAAGAGGUAGUAAUAGCAGCAACUUAGAGAAUGAGAAACCGCUCUUAGUCCCUGGUUUGCACAAUCUCCGCAACAAUUGCUUCCUCAACGUUGUUUUGCAGGUUGUCUGUCAAAGGAAGGCGCUCUACUAGCUAUUAGAGAGUUGCAGGUUGUCCAAAAGCUUCAUCAUUUUCUUCAUAUCACAAAAGAGAGAUACUACAUGGACCAUAUGAGGUGUUUUGGUCUCUUCCACCUGGUGUGAACAUGGAUAAUAUAUCAGCUGAAUUUUCGAAAGGAGAACUGGAGGGGAAAAGCUAUCUAAUUAAGUAGUUGUUGUCAAGUGUCUUUAGGAAGAGAAGGUGAAGCAAAGCCUAAAUUGAUAAAUGAUGCAUGUACUUGGAAGGACGAUGUCUUUAAGUCCUCACGCACAUGUCAAAUGUUGAUUAUCAAGUCCAUGGCAAUUCAUCUAUCUCCCACAAAUUCUCUUUGUUGAAUCAACCACACUCUUUCACAGCUGCUCGCUGCCAAUAGUAUGGACUCACCGUUCACUGAUGUUACUAAUCGCUUGGAUUUCUCAUCUGGCCGGCUAUCUAACAGGAAACCAGCCAAAAGAGUUCGGAAAUCUGUUUCUGUAGCAACAUCCAAAACAAAACGAUCCUGUAGAAGAUCUGAUUUUAUGGUUCCUGGUGACCUAACUGCUCAGAGCUCAAUUCAUAACCCCACUCAACAGAUCCCAACUAUUCCAUUAGAUGUUACUACUCGCUUGGAUAUCCCAUCUGGUCCUGUGACGUACAAGGAACCAGCGAGGAGAGUUGGUAAAACUGACACUGCAGUCACAUCUAAAACAAGACGAUCUCGUAGAAGAGCUGAUUUUACGGUUUCUGGGGAGCUAAAUGCUCAGAGCUCGAUUCAUAACCCCACUCAACAUAUGCCAACUAUCCCUUCAGAAUACGCAGAUUUCGGUGAAAUCAAUUGUUGUUGUCAACAUUGCGGUGCCCAAUUUUGGUUUGCAGAAAGGGCUGAAAAAUCAACUAACGCUACUCAUCCUAAGUUCCCUGUGUGUUGUAUCAAUGGGAAAAUUUCGCUACCAUUCUUUCAGCAACCUCCUGAGUUAUUAUCAAAUUUAUUCUCAGGCAAUGACCCUAGGAGCCGGAAUUUCUUGGAUCAUAUACGGACCUACAAUAGUAUGUUUGCUUUUACGUCCCUUGGGGGUAAAGUUGAUGGCAAUAUGAAUAAUGGAGGGGGGCCACCUCAAUUUGUUAUUAGUAGUCAAAACUAUCAUCGUAUAGGUAGUUUGCUUCCUAAUGAGGGUGAUGUGCCAAAGUUUGCUCAACUAUACAUAUAUGACACACAAAAUGAGGUUGCUAAUAGAAUGACUCACUUCGGUAGAUCAUCAAUCGUGUUGUUGUAUACCACAAGGAAGUCAAAAGGCCGAAUUGCUACAGGCUGCAAGUCUGAUAAUUUGGGAUGAGGCACCCAUGGUUACUAAGUAUGCAUUUGAGGCACUUGAUAGAACCUUGAGAGAUAUAAUGAGAGAUAAGGUUAAGGACAACAUGGACAAACCGUUUGGUGGAAAGACAAUAGUUUUGGGUGGUGAUUUUAGACAGAUAUUGCCUGUCAUUCCCAAGGGUAGUAGAGCUGAUAUUGUGAUGGCCACUGUAAACUCAUCUAGGUUGUGGAGGCAUUGUAAAGUUCUAACCUUAACUGAAAAUAUGCGGUUACUUUCGAACUCUUCGCCUGAAGAGAGAGCUGAAGUGAAAUCUUUUGCUAAUUGGGUUCUUGAUCUUGGCGAUGGCAAAUUAGGAGAGUUUAAUGAUGGUGAAAGUGAUAUUAUAAUCCCCGAUGAGCUAUUAAUCGAGCAAUCGUCAGACCCAAUUGCUGAUAUUGUGAGAUUCACGUACAACAAUAUCGUUGAAGACACUGUAGGUGCUGAGUUUUACAAAGACAAAGCAAUUCUUGCCCCGACACUUGAUGAAGUUGAUUCCAUAAAUCAAUAUGUGUUGUCAUUAUUUAAUGGUCAGGAAAAGACAUACAUGAGUUCUGACUCAAUUUGGAAGGCGGAUGAACAAGUUGGAAUAACAGCUGACUGGAUCACGACAGAAUUCUUAAAUGGCAUCAAAUCUUCUGGUAUCCCUGACCAUAAGUUGGUGCUUAAAGAGGGCGCCCCAAUCAUGUUGAUGUGCAAUCUUGACAUUUCUUCGGGUUUGUGCAACGACACGAGGUUAAUUGUGGAAGAUCUUUGCCCGAAUGUUAUUGGUGCAAUUGUCAUUACUGGUACGCACACAGGUCAUAAGGUUUUUAUAUCACGAAUGGACUUAAUUCCGUCUGAUCCGAACUUGCCAAUUAAGUUCAUGAGGCGUCAAUUUCCUUUAUGCUUAUCAUUUGCAAUGACCAUUAACAAGAGUCAAGGGCAAAGUUUAUCUCAUGUGGGUGUAUAUUUGCCGAAGCCUGUUUUUACACAUGGUCAGCUAUAUGUUGUUGUUUCUAGGGUGAAGUCAAAGGCUGGGCUAAAGAUUCUAAUCGGUGGCGAUAGUACUAGCACACCCGGUGCCACUAAGAACAUUGUCUAUAAAGAGGUGUUCCAAAAAAUUUAUAAAUAGGAAUGCUGGUUAAUAAUUAUGUAUCUUUAUAAGACCUGUACUCUAUCAUAUUAAGCACGUACCCGUUUAGACCAUGUAUUCAUUUUUGGAUCCAGUACAUAUAUUGAUAGAGCAAGAUUAGCAUGUUUUUAGUAUGAGUAUUGCUGGGAGAGCAUGUUCUAUUUCACUGAUCAGCUGAGAUUUUUCAAGCUGCAACCGCCUGAUACAUUUAAAGUCGUAGUUGUUCGUCACCCUUGAGUGUGUUUCGUUUAUAAUAAUUUAUGUUUGCUUGUAAUCUUCCAUCACUGCUGAAGCUCUUACAAUUAGGUGGAGAAUUUGCU